Molecule: messenger RNA, 1902 nt
Organism: Arabis nemorensis
Lineage: Eukaryota; Viridiplantae; Streptophyta; Magnoliopsida; Brassicales; Brassicaceae
Source: the annotation of a GenBank genome assembly
AUGCGUAGAUUCUCUCCCAUAGUCGAGAUUUUUCUCAGGAAACGCCAAUUCGUCUUAGCAUCUUCGCAAUUCAAGUCUGGGUUUUACUUGAUUCACAGAAGUUUCCACGUUUCUAGAGUUCUCGAAGGUAAUUUCCGGAGAAGUAACGGGAUUGGUUUAGUUUGUCUCGAGAAGAGCAACAACGAGCGUACAAAAAGCUCCAAGUACGAUGAAUUCGCGAGCGACGUCGAGAAAGCAUACAGAAUCCUGCGGAAAUUUCAUUCUAGGGUUCCGAAGUUGGAACUCGCGCUUGACGAAUCCGGUGUUGAACUCCGACCCGGGUUAAUCGAACGGGUCCUGAAUCGUUGCGGUGAUGCUGGGAAUCUAGGUUACAGAUUCUUCGUCUGGGCUGCGAAACGACCUGGGUAUUGUCACAGCUACGAAGUGUAUAAAUCAAUGGUGAAGAUUCUAAGUAAAAUGCGGCAAUUUGGAGCUGUUUGGGCUUUAAUCGAAGAGAUGAGGAAGGAGAAUCCACAGUUAAUUGAACCUGAAUUGUUUGUUGUUCUUGUGCGGAGAUUUGCGUCUGCGAAUAUGGUGAAGAAAGCAAUUGAGGUGCUCGACGAAAUGCCUAAGUUCGGUUUAGAGCCGGACGAGUAUGUUUUCGGGUGUUUGCUUGAUGCGUUGUGUAAGAACGGUAACGUUAAGGAUGCUGCGAAGCUUUUCGAGGAUAUGAGAUUGCGGUUUCCGUCGAAUUUGAGGUAUUUUACUUCGUUGUUGUAUGGUUGGUGCAGGGAAGGGAAGAUGAUGGAAGCUAAACAUGUAUUGGUUCAGAUGAAAGAAGCUGGGUUUGAGCCAGACAUUGUUGUUUACACUAACUUGGUAAGUGGUUAUGCUCAUGCUGGUAAAAUUGCAGAUGCUUAUGAUCUUUUGAAAGAUAUGAGAAGAAGAGGGUUCGAACCGAAUGCGAAUUGUUACACGGUUUUGAUCCAGGCAUUGUGUAAGGUAGAUAGAAUGGAGGAGGCAAUGAGGGUAUUUAUCGAGAUGGAGAGGUAUGAGUGUGAGGCAGAUGUUGUGACUUACACUGCGUUGGUUUGUGGGUUUUGUAAAUGGGGAAAGAUCGAUAAGUGUUAUAGCGUGUUAGACGAUAUGAUAAAGAAAGGGCUAAUGCCGUCUCAGCUUACCUAUAUGCAUAUCAUGGCGGCUCAUGAGAAGAAAGAAAAAAUCGAAGAAUGUUUGGAGUUGAUGGAGAAGAUGAAGGAGAUAGGUUAUCAUCUUGAUCUUGGCGUUUACAAUGUCGUCAUUAGAUUGGCUUGUAAAUUGGGAGAAGUAAAGGAAGCUGUUCAAUUAUGGAACGAAAUGGAAGCAAACGGUUUGAGUCCGGGAGUCGAUACAUAUGUUAUUAUGAUCAAUGGAUUAACAAGCCAAGGUACUCUACUCGAAGCCUGCGAACACUUCAAAGAAAUGGUAAGUCGAGGACUGUUCUCUGUUCCUCAAUACGGUACUCUGAAGUCAUUACUAAAUGCUCUUUUAAGAGCCGAGAAGCUCGAAAUGGCGAAAGAUGUUUGGAGUUGCAUCACAAGUAAAGGCAUUUGCGAGCUGAAUAAAUCGUCUUGGACAAUAUGGAUCCACGCAUUGUUCUCGAAAGGUCAUGUAAAGGAAGCGUGUUCUUAUUGUCUCGAAAUGAUGGAGAUGGACUUCAUGCCACAACCGGACACAUUCGCUAAACUUAUGAAAGGUCUGAAGAAACUGUAUAAUAGAGAAUUCGCCGCAGAGAUUACGGAGAAGGUGAGGAAUAUGGCAGCUGAGAGAGAUAUGAGUUUUAAGAUGUAUAAGAGAAGAGGAGUACACGAUUUGACAGAGAAAGCGAAAGCCAAAAAAGAUAAAGGGAAGAAGAAGAAGAAACAAAGGAGUAAACACUCUUAG